This is a messenger RNA of Drosophila bipectinata, 1489 nucleotides long. It is a transcript of the gene Hsdl2, whose product is annotated as Hydroxysteroid dehydrogenase like 2. The record is from RefSeq and is a predicted model, not a curated record. Gene Ontology annotation, cellular component: mitochondrion. Lineage: Eukaryota; Metazoa; Arthropoda; Insecta; Diptera; Drosophilidae.
AUUUGGGGCUCUCAGAGACAAUUUGUUGCCGGACUUGUUGUGUUGGGUUGAUCUUGCACUUUGGACUUUCUCUUGGAUCUUUGAUUGCCAGCAUUAUAACAGUGACAGUAAGAAAUCAGAUCUUGCGGCGAACAGUCUAAACUACAAACUCCAAGAUGAUUAACUCGGGCAAACUAGCAGGGCGGACGCUGUUCAUUACGGGCGCAUCCAGAGGAAUAGGCAAGGAGAUCGCUCUGAAGGCGGCCCGCGAUGGAGCCAACAUUGUUGUGGCGGCCAAGACGGCGGAGCCACAUCCCAAACUACCCGGCACCAUCUUCACGGCGGCGGCAGAGAUCGAGAAAGCUGGCGGAAAGGCUCAUCCUUGUGUGGUGGAUGUUCGCGACGAAAACCAGGUGCGAAAGGCCAUUCAAGAGGCAGUUGCGAAGUUCGGAGGCAUCGACAUUGUGGUAAACAACGCCAGUGCCAUUUCCUUGACUACCACUCCAGACACAGAAAUGAAGCGCUACGACCUGAUGCACAACAUCAACACCAGAGGCACCUUUCUGGUAUCCAAGGAGUGCCUGCCUUACCUUAAGAAAAGCAACCACGCCCACAUCCUCAACAUCUCGCCGCCGCUGAGUAUGAAGCCCAAGUGGUUUGGUCCCCAUGUGGCCUACACCAUGGCCAAGUACGGCAUGUCCAUGUGUGUUCUUGGUAUGGCCGAGGAGUUCAAAGAUCAGGGAAUCGCGGUUAAUGCUUUGUGGCCACGUACCGCCAUCCAGACGGCGGCCAUCGAAAUGCUCACAGGCCCCGAAUCGGCCAAGUGGUCCCGCAAGCCGGAGAUCAUGGCUGAUGCCGCCUACGCCAUCCUAUGCAAGGAGCCCAGGCAGCUGACAGGCCAGUUUCUCGUUGACGAUGAAGUUCUGGAGUCUGUGGGAGUCACCAAUCUGACAGACUACGCUUGUGUCCGCGAAAAUGCCGACCAGCUGAUGGUCGAUUUCUUUGUGGAGGCAAAGGGAGCGCCCGUCGAUGAUGCAACCCCUGCUGCUGCUGCUGCACCUGCCGCUGGGCCAGCGAAGAUACCCCAGCUGUUUAAGAAGAUCGAAUCUCUCCUCUCCGCCGAGAUUGUUUCAAAGACGCAGGCCGUCUUCCAGUUUAACAUAAGCGGAUCCGAGCAGGGCACCUGGUUCCUCGACCUCAAAAACGGUACCGGCUCGUGCGGCACCGGCACGCCGCCCUCUGCUCCUGAUGCCACACUUUCCAUGAACUCGAACAAUUUCUUCGACAUGUUUUCCGGAAAGCUGAAGGCGGUACCCGCAUACAUGACUGGCAAGCUAAAGAUCAGUGGCGAUUUCCAAAAGGCCCUCAAACUGGAGAAACUAAUGAAGGCACUAAAAUCUAAGCUUUAGGUUCAAUAUAAUUGAAAACACAUUACACAUUUUAAAGUAAACCCAAGUAUGAAUACUUUAUAUUUUCACAAUAAAAUCAGAACUUUUACAUUUAUAUACAA